AAUCUCAUCACAGACGCAUGGGACACGUCGCCGUCGACCCCCUGUAACCCUAGCGUAGCCCCCGACGCUUCCUUCCCCUUCGCCCGACGCUCCCUGCGGCGGCGGCCGGCGGCGCGGCGAGUCGGCGGCAACUCGGCCCCUCCGGACCCCCCCCCCACUAUAUAUCCUCUCCGCCUCGGCGCUCAAGAGGACAAAUCGAGCCUCCGCCCCUCUCGACCAGGCGGGAUCGGAUCGCAAUCGGAUCCCCACCCACAGCCCCUUUUCCCCGGCCGCCGCCGCCGCCUCCCGGGGAGGGGUGGGCCCGUCGACGACGGAGGCGAGGAGGAGGAGGAGGGAGAGCCCAUGCCGGCCGCGGGGGCCCGCCGCUCCACUCGCGUCUUCAUGCCCAAGGCGCCCAAGCCACCCGAGCCCCAGGCCGACCCCGCCACCAGGGUGCUCCGCUCCGGCAAGCGCCUCGCCGCCGACCGGAUCCGCUGGGACGUCAAGGACGCCGCCGCUUUCCACGUCGUCGACGAUGACGACGACCACGACCAGGACCUGCAGCACGACAAGGAUUCCCCCAAGCCGGAACUGCCGCCUCUGACGAAGUCCAUCGGGAUCGUGUACAGCCGGAAGCGCCGCCGGAGGCCCCCCACCGAGGUCCUCAUCGAGGGGGAGGGCAGGAGGUUUGGGAUAGUGUACACCAGGAGGAAGGGAAAGCGGUCGAAGGUCGCCCCUCUUCGGCGAGAGCCGGAGCCGGACGCCCCCAGCGACCUCGACGACGCGAUUCCGUGCUCCUCCUGGGAGUUUGUGUCGAGAACUGGCUUCUUGGAUGCCCAUUUGUCGGCCCUAGUCGAUGAUGCUGCCACUCACGCUGGCCCUGUGACGCUCGUCGUCCUCGUUGAUACAUCUUGCUCUAGGAGCUCUCACCGGCUCCUGGGCCUUCUUCUACCCGUGCUGCGGUGGAUGCGUUGCGGCCGUCAGCAGGGCAAGGUCCGGAACCUAGCCUCUUUUGUCUCGUCUACUGGCAUUGCCGCUGCAUUUGCGUCGCACGGGUUGCACUUUGUCAAGCUCCAGCGCCGGAGAGCCUCUGGGUUGUUACAUAAGACUUUGGUGCAUUGUGGGUGGUGUGUGCUUCAUGGUGCCAAGAAAUCUGGACCGCUGUUAUCAGUUAAUUUCUCGGUGCUUCCUUCAUAUUUCCAGAGCUUGCAUACCUUGGUAGCUCUUAAUUCCAUGUACCUGCCAGCUGUGCUUCGGCAGAGCAGGCUGCUGAUUGGGGUAUCUGAAGUAAUGUAUUCUCACACUCCUUUGGAUGUGGAUUCUGGGUCUCAGAGCUCUGGGAUUAUUGAACCCACUGCCGACUUGGACAGCAAUGGACCUCACAGAGUAGUUCAGGACUAUGUGCCCCUUGAACUAGUUGCUGGAGUAUUGGUGCAUGGUCCAAGGCUAAAGAAGCAUCAAAGGAAGAGGAGCUCGACGAGACAUCCCAAAAAUCAGCACCGCCUUACAGCAAGAUUAUUUGACAAUGCAAUUGGGAUGAAGCAUAGCCUGGCUGCCGCCCAAAUAGAAGUGAAACUGCCAUCAACUAAGCAAGAACCUCCUGUGGAAACUGUCCAACCCAGAGCACCAUUAGAGAUUUCUCUUGAUUUGCUCGAAAACAUGGAUGAAAGUGAUGUUUCGACUCCCAUUGGAUCAACUAGGAAAAAGAGAUCUUCUUUGAAGAGUCCUAUCGAGCGCCUGAAUGAAAGGCUGGCCUUGGCUGAGGUUAGACAGAACAUAGAUUCCGUUCACUGCAAAGCAAACCUUUUAAUUUUUCAAGCAGAAAGGUGCUGGAGGGAAGAAGGUGCUGAAGUUAUGCUAGAACUAUCAGAUACCAAUGAGUGGUGUAUAGUUGUGAAGAUACAAGAUGUUACUAGAUACUCUCUUAAACCUUCAGAUCCGAGGUCGAAUGGCAUUAACCGUUAUACUCAUGCCUGCAUGUGGGCAGUUGACGAUGCUUGGAAGCUUGAGUUCACUGAUAAGUGGGACUGGCUUUUAUUCAAAGAGUUGCAUGUUGUGGGUCGGGAACGCAAUUCCCAGGGAAAGACAAUUCCAAUUCCUGGUGUAGUUGAGGUUUCUGAUGAUAUUGAAGGGAUCAUAACACCUUUCUCACGCCCUGUGCCAGACUAUAUCAGUGUGGUGGAUGAUGAAGUUGGGCGAGCUCUCUCUAGGGAUUCCAUUUAUGACAUGGACUCGGAGGAUGAACGCUGGCUCAUUGAGUUCAGUUGUGCAGAUUCUGAUCAAAAUAGCUCUCAACGGAAGCAUAUUUCUUAUGAAGAUUUUGAGAACAUAAUAACCACAUUUGAAAAGGAUGCAUACAAAAAUCCUGAAGGAGCACAUGACAUGGGUCAGCUUCUUUCAAGAUAUCCUGCUUUAGGAAAGGAUGACAACGUGAUUGCUGUGUAUGAAUACUGGACAAAAAAGAGAUCUAAGAGAGCUGCACCAUUACUAAGGAUAUUUCAGGGUGUGCCGCUAAGGCGAGGACAACUAUCACAAAAGUCUGCUAUGAAGAGAAAGAGGUCUUUCAAGAGACAAAGAAGCCAAGCUGGCCGUGGAAAGCCUGAAGCCUUCUUGCAAGACAAUGCUGAAGAAGAGGCGGCUUUGCAGAGAGUUGCACAAGCCAAACGUGCGGCAAAACAAGCUGUAGAAACCGCUGUUCGUCUGCGCAGUAGAGCUCAGUCUCUCAUGGCAAAUGCAGACCUUGCGACCUACAAAUCCAUCAUGGCUCUCAAGAUUGCCGAGGCUGCUCGGAUAUCUGACUCUUCUCGGGAUCUUGUUUCUACUAUCCUCGACUAGUGAAAAAUGUUCUUGCUUACAUUGGGAAUGAAGAUGCUAGGAAUUUUUUCCUUUUAUGGUGUUGUCACUGGAUGACAUUAAGGUAAUUGCAUAAAAUAUGCCCAGAUAUUAUGCAUCUUGUUAGAUCUUAGAUACCAAAUAUCAUAGAAAUUUUUUUUAUGGAAAGAUCAUCUGAGUUGCUCAACUUUUACAAGAACAUCUUCAUUUUGUUACUAAUUUGAAGCUGACUUGCAUGUCAGCUAAUCAUUAUUUGACUUGUGCAUUUAUGCCUCCACCCAUGUGUAUGUAACUUGAAAAAAGCUUGCAUGCCUUUGUUUGUUACCGAUGAAUUAAUGUGUGUAUUUUCUCAUAUACAGAUUAUAAGUGCUUCCUUUUCUCAAAUUAGCACUUCAGUUUUCAUAAUUUUCUGAAACCAGUAUGCUGACCAGAACUCAUUUCAGUACUUGUCAAAGUUGAUAGGGAGUUUUGAGAGUUCUGCUUUUGGUAGGAAGGCAGCGAUAUUUGUUCAAGAAAAUUUAUGCUCCCUUGUCUAUUUACAUCUUUAAUGUUUUGGUCCUGGCCCAGAAAUGUGCUGAAGAUGUCUUGAAGGACAAACUCGCAUAACUCUACGAGUCUGAACUAACCAGUACCUGAAUCUGAGUCUCAAGAUCAACCUCCUUGCUUCACUGAGAUAUUCUGCAUUGUGGCCCCAGAGAAUGGAGAUGUAAAAAAUUGUUGUUGGGAAGAAUCCAGAUCAAAUAGUUUUAUGACGAAUUAAAAGAUUUCCUUCUAGUGAUCUAUAUACUACUUUCUGAUAUGUAUAUACAAUUUUGUAAGAUACACUUCCGGCUCAAUCAAUAGUUGAUUCAGUUAUAACUAAGGUAUAUACUACUUUCUAAUAUGUGUAUAUAAUUUUUUGAGAUA
Phragmites australis (common reed) is the source of this 3717-nucleotide messenger RNA. RefSeq lists its product as uncharacterized. The coding region runs from base 343 to 2814 and encodes 823 amino acids. Gene Ontology annotation, biological process: regulation of transcription by RNA polymerase II. The transcript has 5 exons. The record is from RefSeq and is a predicted model, not a curated record. Lineage: Eukaryota; Viridiplantae; Streptophyta; Magnoliopsida; Poales; Poaceae. Gene Ontology annotation, cellular component: piccolo histone acetyltransferase complex.